Molecule: messenger RNA, 2658 nt
Organism: Trematomus bernacchii (emerald rockcod)
Lineage: Eukaryota; Metazoa; Chordata; Actinopteri; Perciformes; Nototheniidae
Product: complement factor B-like
Exons: 18
Coding region: 28-2331 (767 amino acids)
Biological process (GO): proteolysis; complement activation
Cellular component (GO): extracellular region
Molecular function (GO): serine-type endopeptidase activity
Source: RefSeq, a predicted model, not a curated record
UUAGAUUGUUCUGGUUCAAGGUUCAUCAUGGGAUUUGCAGUCCACUGCAGUUGGCUUGCUGCACUUUUAUGUCUCCACUUUUUCGGAGGCCAGGUUUGUUGUAAUUGCACAGAGGAGAACAUGGAAAUAGCAGGAGGUCAUUACACACUGACCAAGCAGCUGCAGAAAGGGAGCUUGUUGAUCUACCACUGUUCCGAGGGCUACUACCCGUACCCCGUUAUGACCCGCCUGUGCCAGCAUGAUGACAGCUGGAGAAUGGCGCCCAGGAGAUUCACUCCUCAGAGAUGCAGGGUUGUUGAAUGCCCCGACCCAAAUGUGAUGGAGUAUGGAGAAGUCUUCCCACCCCAAGAGAAGUACUUUGUGAAAAAUGAGACCACGUACGAGUGCUACUCUGGAUACACAAUGCGAGGCUCAGCCAGACGUGUGUGCUUACCAAAUGGGAAGUGGAGCGGCUCCACUCCCAUCUGUAGCCGGGAAUCAGGACACAAUUGUGCUGAUCCUGGUAUCCCAGCUGGCGCUUCAAAAGCAGGGAACAUAUUUGGAAUUGACGAGACGGUGAAAUACAGCUGCAACAGCAACCUGUUUUUGGUUGGGUCCAGUGAGCGAGUUUGUUUGGAGAAUGGCCAGUGGAGUGGCAAAGAGCCAGCGUGCUACUACAAACACACCUAUGACACUUCAUUGGAGGUUUCACAGGCAUUUGGCAGCUCUAUCAGGGAGAGCCUCACCACUUUAGAGUCUCUCAAUGACACACAGGCGGGGAAAACAAUCAGGAUCUCCAAAAAUGGGACGCUGAAUAUUUAUAUAGCAGUCGAUAUUUCUGAGAGCAUCGAGGAGAAGGAUGUCACAAAGGCGAAAGACGCCAUCAUAACACUGAUCAAAAAAAUUGCCUCCUUUACCGUGGAUCCAAACUAUGAAAUUGUCUUUUUCUCCUCUGACUUGUAUGAAGUUGUCAACAUUCUUGAUUUUUUCGGGGGAAAAAAAGUUGAACUAAACGCCAUCAUUAAAAAAGUGGAAGAUUUCAAAGUCGGCCAAAAGAACACAGGAACAGAUCUGAACCUCCUAUUCAAGAAAUUCGAGCAACAAAUGGCUGUUAUAAAGAUACGAGUGGGAAAAGAGCAAUUUAAAGAACAUCGCCACGUCUUCAUCUUAUUUACAGACGGUGCGUAUAAUAUGGGCGGAUCUCCUGAACCCACAUUGGUCAGAAUAAAAAAUAUGGUAUACAUGAACCACACUGUUGAACAGGAGGCUCAAUCAAGGGAGGAAUAUCUGGACAUUUAUAUUUUUGCGAUUGGAAAUGAAAUCUUUGAUGACGACCUGCAGCCCCUCGUAACAGGGCUUGGCGGAAAGCACUACUUCCGAAUGAAGGACAUUGAAGACUUACAAGAGACCUUUGAUGCAAUAAUUGAUGAAGAAGAGGUUAAGGGUCUGUGUGGUCUUCACAAGGAGUAUGAAAUGUUUGGAAAUGCACAAGAAGCAGCAAGGAAAAAGUAUCCAUGGUGGGCGUUCAUUACUAUCCAGAAUGAUGAAGGCAAAUCAAGGAGCUGCAUCGGCUCUCUGGUGAACCCUUACUUUGUCUUGACCGCCGCUCACUGCUUCAAAUUUGGAGAUGAACAGAAGCACGUCAAAGUUGAAAUUGAUGAUGGACAGGGCAGAGUGAAACAAGUGAAAGACUUCAUACUACACCCAAAGUACAAUAUUAACGGUAAAGUGAAAGAAGGCGUGUUGGAGUUUUAUGACUAUGAUGUGGCUCUCAUCCAACUGGAGGAGUAUGUUCAAAUCUCCAGUUCUGUGAGACCUAUUUGCAUACCUUGCACCCAGGAGACUAGUGACGCUCUGCAACUGGUUGGAGUAUCCACCUGCAAGCAGCAAGAGGAGCUGCUGCUCAAAAAUGAUCUUGAAAGAGUCAGUUUCCUGACCAAGAGAGGAAGCUCGGUUGAUGAAAAAGAUGCCCACGCUAAGCUUGGUGGAAGUAGAGUGGAUUGCAUCAAGCAUGCACUGGAGGUACCUAACAUAACAGCGACUGAUCCAAAGGUUGCCGUGACGGAUAACUUCCUGUGCACUGGAGGUCUGACUCCUUUCAGGGAUCAUGUGGCAUGUAAAGGUGACUCAGGGGGAGCUGUGUUCAAGAACUAUGAGCAUCGUACGAUACAGGUUGCGCUGGUCAGCUGGGGAACGAAGGAUCUGUGCGGGUCGGGGGGCGGUAUCGUCGAGUCGGAUCAGACCUCCAGAGAUUUUCACAUUAAUCUUUUCAGAGUUGUUGAUUUCCUCAAAACAAUCCUUGGAAAUGACGAACAGGAUGAAUACUCAACACUUGAGUUUUUGAAGGACUAAAAUGUAUUUGAAUACUGUAAUCAGUUUUGCCAUUUCAGUAAUAUGUUUUGUUUAUCCUGUUUGUUCAAACACCCUGGUUUAUGUGAUUUAAUCAUUUUUCAGAUUGUGCCUUCAAAAUUAAAAAUAUAUAUAUUCAGUUAACCUUUUCUUAUCAAAAGCUACAAAUAAAAAUACAUACAGUACACACACUCGCUUAUUCUCAAAUUGCACAAUUACAGUCGCUCAAUUAGUGAUUAGUUAUGCUGAUCUGUACCCUGUCAUCAUUAUUCAAUAUCGUCAUGGUCAACCAGGAUGUAAAUCAGUUAAUAAACUAUAAAUCACUAUAAA